GAUAACGGUCAGAUAACGCUUUAUCAUUACACCGAUUCAACUGGCGCUGCUGGCAUCAAAAAGAGUAAAGUGAUAAAAGGAUCUACCGACGAAACACCCAUACAGAAUCGACGACAUGGCUGUGGUAAAUCGCUAGUUUGUUGACUCUUAUACCGUUAGUAAUAUGAGUGUAAUCUCUUAUUUUAAAUGCUAAAAACUAGUAUUUACUCCUAGAGAUAUUCUGAAUUUCCAACCAGUACUAACUGUGCUUUCAAAAUGUCAAUAUCCGGUGAAAUGGUUGCUAGUUUUGCUGCACGUGACCCUUCGCCUUGUCGCCGUGUCUGUAAUAUGAGUGUAAUCUCUUAUUUUAAAUGCUAAAAACGAGAACUAGUAUUUACUCCUAAAGAUAUUCUGAAUUUCCAACCAGUACUAACUGUGCUUUCAAAAUGUCAAUAUCCGGUGAAAUGGUUGCUAGUUUUGCUGCACGUGACCCUUCGCCUUGUUGCCGUGUCUGUAAUAUGAGUGUAAUCUCUUAUUUUAAAUGCUAAAAACGAGAACUAGUAUUUACUCCUAAAGAUAUUCUGAAUUUCCAACCAGUACUAACUGUGCUUUCAAAAUGUCAAUAUCCGGUGAAAUGGUUGCUAGUUUUGCUGCACGUAACCCUUCGCCUUGUCGCCGUGUCUGUAAUAUGAGUGUAAUCUCUUAUUUUAAAUGCUAAAAACGAGAACUAGUAUUUACUCCUAAAGAUAUUCUGAAUUUCCAACCAGUACUAACUGUGCUUUCAAAAUGUCAAUAUCCGGUGAAAUGGUUGCUAGUUUUGCUGCACGUGACCCUUCGCCUUGUCGCCUUGUCUGUUUCACAGCUUGACAAGUUCUUUUUUUUCUUUUUCUUUUCUUUUUUUUUUGCAGGGGUCUAUUUUACUUUCAUCGACCCAAGCAAUGACCCAAAGAAAAUACUCCUCAACAACUACGAUGACGCUGGUCAAGUUGUAAACAGUCAAAGAUUAUGGGCCAAACUCGAUUGGGUAAUCGAACUCAAAGUGGACAGGAAUAAAGUAAAGAAAGUUAAAAACUCUAAUCGCGACGUAUACUUGUACGAGGGUGAUGUUCACCUUGAAAAUUGUCAGUAUAGUAUCUACAAAAACCCAAACACAAAAGAUAAGGAUUGAGCCACCCUGUUUUUUUUUUCACUUUUAAGGAAACCGUGCGAAACUUGGCCACGGGCGUAAACUGGUGUAGAGAACUUUUUUCUUUUAAAUAGUGAUUUCAUGGUAUCGUAAAUGCUCUUGGUUUUUGGCCAUCUCAGUUUUAAAAGGAAUAACACACAAACUGGGUUACAAACAUCAGAAAUAACAAACGUUUUGUAUAACUGACUUUUAUAAUAUCGAACUUGACGUUUCGAAUGCUGCAACAUACAUCUUCAGAAGUGACCGUUAACACUAAUAAGAAGAGUCUCCUUGAUUUUACAGUGGGUAUCUGAUUUUCCUCUUGCUAAAAUGUCAAAAUGGUCUCAUUUCAAAUUGUGACCAGUUGAAGUGACGUGUUCUGCAAGAGCUGAUGAAUGACCCAUUACUAAUGAUUGCCCUCAAGUGUUCAGUUUUUUCUGUCAUGCAAUCUCCGUUUGGUUUUGCCGAUUUAGAAAUCCUGACAGUCCCAACAGCUAGCUUUGUUUUGUUUUCCCAAUGCAGGUCAUGUGAUAAUACUCUAGAGAACUGUUUCUUUCAAAUUUCGUCUUAUUCCCGUGCAUAUAUAGGCAUAAUUUAAGAAAAGACAUAGAGUCAAGUUCGAUCCACUGGGACCUCUAUUGGAAAAACAAAACGUAAAAGCUAAAGAGGUUUAUUGAAUUCAAAGUUUCGUCGCAGGACUCAUACCCACAGUUAGAGGAAACUGGACAAAUUACUUAAGGUUACGAUACAUGUUGUUUUUGCAGAUGUGUAAGAUUA
Molecule: messenger RNA, 1921 nt
Organism: Porites lobata
Lineage: Eukaryota; Metazoa; Cnidaria; Anthozoa; Scleractinia; Poritidae
Source: the annotation of a GenBank genome assembly